GCCAUCUUGAAGGGGUUUCCAAUAGACAUUCGACUACUUUUUAAAACAAAUCUGCGCAGUUUGCGUCAGAAGAAGAUUAUGGCAGAUGAAGUAGACCGUGACAGAAUUCGCAGACAUCGGGUGGCACUAACCAAAAACAUGGUGGAGCCAAAGGAAGUGUUGGUGUACCUGAACCAAUGGGGGGUGUUCACUAAUACCAUGAAAGAGAGUACGGAGGAACUGGGAAGUAAAAGGGAAAUGGUGAACAAGAUACUUGAUGAUACCCCCAAGAGAGGGAAGCACGCCGUCCGCAUGUUGUAUGAUGCUUUGUUGAUGACAGAGCAAACAGAACUGGCAGACUUAAUGUACCCAGAACUGAAAGAGGACCGGCUAGCUGGAAAGCUCAAUGUCACGGGACAGAAGUCUGAGGUGGUACAGUCACAGUCUGCAGCCAGCGCUUUCCGAAGACAGAUGUCCAAUCCUCCAGAAGAGGGCGACUCUGAGGAAGAGGAGCUUCCACCUGAUUUUCCCACUGAGGAGACGGUGAAACCAGAUAUAUACAAGGAUCUUAAAGAGGUCACAAGUAGAAGGAUAAAGAACUUUGCAACAAAACCUAACAAGGCCUACACAAACACCUCCUAUCCUCGAGGAAUAGCACUGAUAAUUAACAACGUGAAAUUUAGUGAUACCAAGCUGUCUCAGAGGACAGGAUCAGAUCUAGAUGCACAAAAACUUGAAAAGUUGUUUCAUAAACUUGACUACAACGUUCAGACCAAGACAAACCUGUCUGCAGCAGCUAUCAAAAGCACUCUUCAAGAAGUUGCAUCCAGACAAGAACACAGAUCACAUCAUUCCUUCAUCUUGGUAAUACUUAGCCACGGAGCCAAAGGGAAGAUUUAUGGGGAGGAUGGGAAUCAUGUUGAAAUUGAAGAGAUUCUCAAACAAUUUAAUGGUAUUAACUGUCCACUGCUGAUAGACAAGCCAAAGCUGUUUUUUAUUCAGGCUUGUCAGGGAGAAAAAACAGAUGGACCAGGAACGCAGACAAAAAAAGAGAACCCGGAUGGUGAACGUGAUGCAAUAGAAGAAAUAACAAUGCAGCUGGAAAACUCUCGGAUCCAGGAAAGACCAGAUGCUGUUAAUGCCUCGGUGCCCACUAUGGCAGACAUAUUACUUGCCAUGGCAACUACUGCAGAUUAUGUAUCUUGGAGAAAUGAUUGCAAAGGGACAUGGUUUAUACAGGCGUUAGCCUAUGUGAUAAGCAAGUAUGGCCACAGGGACAGCAUUGCAAGUCUCAUGACCAAAGUAAACAAUCUAGUGGCCAAAGCAAAAACCAAUCAAGGUCAAUUCAAGCAAGUUUCAGAAUGCCGAUCAUCGCUGAGAAAGGACUUCUACUUCUUUCCUGGACUCAGAAAUCCUCAACAUGCUUUCGGUGGGGGGAACCCUGUCAAUCAUCAGACCCAAGGUCAAGGUCAAGAGCAUGCGACCCAAGGUCAGGGUCAUUUCCAAAGUCAAGGUCAUGUGACAGCUGGGGUCAAUAUGGCAACUGGAGAGGGCAGCACUGUAGGGAGUAGGUAUAUACUGACGGCACUGCAACCUGGAGGGGAUCCGACAAAUGUUCAAAGUCAGACUGUCCCAGAUGAAAGGUCAAAGUUCAACAACCAAGCCGGUACUGAUGGUUACUAUGGAGGAGAACAGUAUGGUCCUUCAUAUGGCCCUCAAGGAUAUGGCACCAAUCAGCAUGGAUCCUUCCACAACUCCCAGCCAUAUGGACCCUUGUACCCUGCACAGCAGCAAGGCCCCCAAUUCAUUUCCCAACAAUUUGGACCCCAUUUUGGGUCCCAGCAGUACGGCCCUCAUGUUCAACCCCCAAGAUAUGGCUACAGUUACAGUACCCCCCAGUAUGGGACCCAUUUUGAUGCCCCAAAAUACGGAGGCGAUUAUCAACACGUGGGAUAUAUUGGGAACCCACCCUCUGGAAACCCCCCUAUUUAUUAUGAGCAGCACAGGUCUACGCCGGACCCUGGGGUUCCCCAUGUGGGACCCUCGUUAAGUGGUGGUUAUGUGCCCUCUGUGUAUGGCCCAGCAAGGACAGGGCAUGACAAUCUGGCCCAUCCAGUAGAAGAAACUGAGGCCAAAUAUGUCUUCUCUGGGUGAAUGGAUUGUAUUGUCUUAUUUUGGACUUUGGAUAAAUACAGUGUAAAUGUAAGGAAUCAAAACGGUGAUCCCCCCUCUAUUUAGGAAUAACAAAUCGUACAUACCUGUAUAUUUUAUUAUAAAGCAUUACAAUAUUUUUAUUGUAUUAUUAUUAUUAUUAUUCAGGUAUUAUC
Molecule: messenger RNA, 2306 nt
Organism: Lingula anatina
Lineage: Eukaryota; Metazoa; Brachiopoda; Lingulata; Lingulida; Lingulidae
Product: caspase-2-like
Biological process (GO): regulation of apoptotic process; proteolysis
Molecular function (GO): cysteine-type endopeptidase activity
Source: RefSeq, a predicted model, not a curated record